AUGGAAUGUGGCAAGAGAGAGUCACAUAAGCGAGAUCUGGAGGAACAUCUGGGUCUGAUAAGAGUUCCACCCGGCGACGGGAGGAUCUGGCUUCCAUUGUAUUUGAGACGGAGGCAUGGAGGAGAUUUCAUGAACGGAUCACUUCACUUCGUCUUCUGGCAUGGAUGGUCUUGUCCAGAGAGCUGUGAGAACGGCGAUGUUGAUGGAGGAGUGAAAGUACAGGCCUCAGUCCCAGAGAUCUGCCAGCCACGUUUUCUUGGCACUCCUAUCAAUAUCCAAUGCCGAGGCCAGAUCUAUGACCUCAGUCCUUCCAAUAUCAACAACGAUAUGACACGAUAG
Pseudocercospora fijiensis CIRAD86 is the source of this 339-nucleotide messenger RNA. RefSeq lists its product as uncharacterized. The record is from RefSeq and is a predicted model, not a curated record. The coding region runs from base 1 to 339 and encodes 112 amino acids. Lineage: Eukaryota; Fungi; Ascomycota; Dothideomycetes; Mycosphaerellales; Mycosphaerellaceae. The transcript has 3 exons.